UUUUGCGAGAGUCAAUGUCCCUUCUCCCUGGAUUCCUAGCAAGUGUUGUUUUUCUAGAGUUGAAAUUGAAAGAUUGAAUUUUUAGAGAGAGAGAGUCUCAAUUGAAAUUUCUCUCUUUUCCUUUUCUCUGCUUUUCCUUUUCUUUUCCUUUUGGUUUUCAAUUUAAGAAGAAAACAGUAGAGUGUAGAUAUCAAACCGCUUUGUUUUCGGCUUACUUUCUCUUAGUAAAAGAUAAUUCGAUGUGGGGCGCUUAGCUUUAAUUAUGCUGAAGUGAAUUCAAGAGAGAGAGGGUCUUCCUUCACCUCUGAUGGUUAUUCAGUGUCUCAAAUAAUCUCAGAUUGGUUUGUGUGAGGAGAGGAGGAAGAUACCAUGCAUCUCUCACUAUGGAAGCCCAUUUCUCACUGUGCUGCACUGAUCAUGGACAAGAAGAGCAGGAGGAAAGAUGAGUCCAAUGUUGACAUUAAGAGAAACCCAUCAAUGCUACGGAAGCUGCAAGAGAACAAGCUGAGGGAGGCUCUUGAAGAAGCUUCUGAAGAUGGGUCACUCCCCAAAUCUCAAGACAUGGACCCUGACUCUGCUGCCAACCAGGAUGAUGGCCUUGGAAGAUCCCGAUCGCUGGCCAGGCUGCACGCCCACCGCGAGUUCCUUCGCGCCACCGCCCUCGCCGCCGAGCGCAUCUUUGAGUCUGAGGAGGAAAUUCCCAGCCUCCAGGAAGCAUUUUCCAAGUUCCUCACUAUGUACCCCAAGUACCAGUCCUCGGAGAAGGUUGAUGAGUUGAGGUCUGAUGAAUACUCACAUUUGUCACCCAAGGUAUGCCUUGAUUACUGUGGUUUUGGACUCUUCUCUUUUGUUCAGACAAUUCAUUAUUGGGAGUCAUCCACGUUUAGCUUGUCUGAGAUAACUGCAAAUUUGAGUAACCAUGCACUUUAUGGUGGUGCUGAGAGAGGAACUGUUGAGCAUGAUAUAAAGACUAGAAUUAUGGACUAUUUGAAUAUUCCUGAGAAUGAAUAUGGCCUUGUUUUCACUGUUAGUAGAGGAUCGGCUUUUAAAUUGCUGGCUGAAUCGUACCCUUUCCAGACAAACAAAAAGUUGUUGACCAUGUUCGAUCACGAGAGCCAGUCUGUUGCUUGGAUGGCUCAGAAAGCCAGGGAGAAAGGUGCUAAAGUGUACAGUGCGUGGUUUAAAUGGCCAACCCUCAAACUCUGUUCCACAGAUUUGAGAAAACAGAUUUCCAACAAGAAGAAGAGGAAGAAGGAUUCAGCUACUGGUCUUUUUGUAUUCCCUGUGCAGUCUAGAGUAACUGGGGCCAAGUAUUCUUACCAGUGGAUGGCGUUGGCCCAGCAGAACAACUGGCAUGUCUUACUGGAUGCUGGAUCAUUGGGCCCCAAGGACAUGGAUUCGCUUGGCUUGUCCCUAUUUCGGCCAGAUUUUAUAAUUACGUCAUUUUACAGGGUUUUUGGAUAUGAUCCCACAGGUUUUGGUUGUCUUCUGAUCAAGAAAUCGGUGAUGCAAAGCCUUCAAAAUCAGUCUGGUUGUACUGGAUCUGGAAUGGUGAAGAUUACCCCCGAGUUUCCAAUGUAUUUGAGUGAUUCUGUUGAUGGUUUGGAUAAAUUGGUUGGGAUUGAAGAUGAUGAAAUCACUGGGAUGGGUGAUAAGGCUUCUGAAACUCGUCCGGGAACUCAGUUGCCUGCCUUUUCUGGUGCAUUCACAUCUGCACAGGUAAGAGAUGUGUUUGAGACUGAAAUGGAUCAAGACAGCUCUGAAAGAGAUGGAACUAGCACCAUAUUUGAGGAGACAGAGAGCAUAUCGGUUGGAGAGGUGAUAAAGAGUCCAGUCUUCAGUGAGGACGAGUCAUCAGACAAUUCAUUUUGGAUUGAUUUGGGUCAGAGUCCUGUGGGGUCUGACGGUGUAGGUCAAUCAAAUAAACAUAAGAUAGCUUCUCCCCUACCACCUUUCUGGUUCAAUGGGAGGAAGAACCAGAAGCAACAUUCUCCAAAACCAACUUCCAAGAUGUACGGCAGCCCUCUGUACGAUGACAGAGAGGUAAACCUAGGUGCUCAUGAGGACCGUCGCGUGUUGUCAUUCGAUGCUGCUGUCCUGAUGUCACAAGAACUAGACCGAGUCAAAGAGGUACCUGAAGAGGAGCAUGUCGAGGAAGUGGAUCAUUAUUCAAGAAAUGGUAAUGGGUCAGACCAUCUGCAUGUGAAUGAGAUCCGGGAAGAACCUGGAACCAGUGAAGCAGUCAACAAUGGAUCUUGGCUCAACACUUCAACGUCUCUUGCUCAGCAUCAAAGCUUGGAGAAUGGCUCUACCUCUGAAAUAUGUCCUGAUGUCAAAGAGAGUGCCAUAAGAAGGGAAACUGAAGGUGAAUUCAGGUUGCUGGGUAGGAGAGAGGGUAAUCGUUAUGGUGGUGGUAGGUUUUUUGGUUUGGAAGAGAAUGAAGCCAACAGCAAGGGAAGAAGGGUGUCUUUUAGCAUGGAAGAUACUCAUAAAGAGUACCUGAGCCAGACCCUAGAGCCGGGGGACAUGUCUGCAGCUAGCUUAGAUGAUGAAGAGGUGACAAGUGAUGGAGAAUAUGGUGAUGGACAGGAUUGGGGCAGGAGGGAACCAGAGAUAAUAUGUCGACAUAUCGAUCAUGUCAAUAUGCUUGGUCUCAAUAAAACUACACUUAGACUUCGAUUUUUGAUUAAUUGGCUUGUUACCUCAUUACUGCAACUGAAGAUGUCAGUUUCUGAUGAGGGUGAAAAGGCAAAUCUUGUGCAGAUCUAUGGCCCAAAAAUAAAAUAUGAAAGAGGUGCAGCUGUGGCUUUCAAUGUGAGGGACAGAAGCAGGGGGCUAAUCAAUCCAGAGAUUGUUCAAAAGCUGGCUGAAAAAGAAGGAAUCUCGCUUGGUCUUGGUUUUCUGAGUCAUAUACAGAUUCUUGAUAGCUCAAGACAGCAUCGUGGAGCUCCAAAUCUUCAAGACACUACUCUUUGCAGGCCAAUGGAGAAUGGUAGGCGUGAUGGAAAAGGUAGCUUUGUAAGGCUUGAAGUUGUCACAGCUUCACUGGGAUUUCUGACUAAUUUUGAGGAUGUGUACAAAUUGUGGGCUUUUGUGGCCAAGUUUCUCAACCCUACAUUUAUCAGAGAAGGGGGUCUUCCUACUGUUCAAGAAGGCUCCGAGGCUUGAGAAGGCAAAGUUGCCCGCAACUGUAUUCAAUUUUGGAAACUGAACAUGAAAGAUUAUUUGUGAAAAGUUGCCAGUAGGGGCAGCAGCCAAAGCUGCAUGAAGAAUGGAUUGAUUUAUGAUGAUUUAUAAGCUCCUAGAUAGACACAAACUUAUUUUCUGCAUCAAAGCAAGGCAAGCGGGGUGGAUUUGUUAAUUCAUGUUUCUUGUUGCUUACAUUUUUAAUUUUCCCCUUUUGUUUUUUGAGAUGCUUGUAGAGUUGGCUUUAGAGAUUUGUUACAUAUUGGGAAGCCAUGAUGUACUUUGAAGCAAUAUUGUAUGAGUAGAACUUCUA
Molecule: messenger RNA, 3499 nt
Organism: Cajanus cajan (pigeon pea)
Lineage: Eukaryota; Viridiplantae; Streptophyta; Magnoliopsida; Fabales; Fabaceae
Source: RefSeq, a predicted model, not a curated record